AUGGGAGGUGUUGCAGAGGUCCCAAAUAGCGAACCAGAUGCAGUGGUCUUGGUAGAAACAGCUGAUCCAAACAUCGGGGUUGAAGAAACGUUUGAGACACCAAACAGUGACGUUGUUGCUGCCGUUGUUGUUGAUGGAACUGAACCACCUCCAAAUAAACCCGUAGAUACCGUGGUUGCUCCGCCUGACAAUGAAGCAGUCGUUGUAGAUGGAGUUCCAAACAAUCCGCUUGAUGGGAGACUAUUAAUAGAGGAACUGAAAACUGCGGUGCUAGUUGUAGUUGUAGCAUUAAGUGAAGGCUUCGAUAUACCGAAAAGUCCUGAUGAAGUUGUCGCUGGAGCACCAAACAGACCAGUUGAAGGUGCUGAUGCGGACCCAAAUAUCGAUGAGCUGCUGGCACCGCAUAUAUUUGUCGACGCCCCCGUAGCAUCGGUACUAGACGCUGAUGAGUUGAAAAGAAAUGUAGAGCUGGUGUUUGCAGGCGUCGCGAAUAAGCAAGCAUUCGAAGUUGAUGUGCUUGGCGUCGAACUAAAUAAUGAGCUCGUAGGUUUCGCUUGGAAUAAAGAAAGGCUGCCAGUUGAAGUGGUCGAAGAACCGAAUAAGGAGGGAGCUGAGGCGGUAAUCGUUGAUGAACCAAAUAACAGGCCACCAGAUGACGUAGUUCCACCGCCGAACAAAGAAGAUGUCGAUGUCAAGCCACCAAAAAUUCCUGAUGGUGCAGUUGUCGUUCCAGACGUGGAUGAACCAAAUAAUGAUGUCGCUGUACUGGAACCUAAAAAACAUAUUAGUUGGAGAAAAGCGAUGAAACCAAAUUGGAUGUGA
Messenger RNA from Angiostrongylus costaricensis, 822 nucleotides. Lineage: Eukaryota; Metazoa; Nematoda; Chromadorea; Rhabditida; Metastrongylidae. The record is from the annotation of a GenBank genome assembly.